GGUUCUAGCUUUUUUUAACCUCUCUGCAGAGAAUAAAAGCCUACAUCUUUAUAGUUUUUAGCCCACGACUAGUGGUUAACUGACUUGUUAGCCGAGUCCCUAGCUUCGUAAUAAGCAACGAGAGAAAUUUUACGGAUUGGGGACAUGGGUAUUCUAGUUUUGAUACUCUUAUGCCUCUUGAUCUCUAUUCCUAUCACUUCACAUGCUGCACAUCAAGAAGUCGGAGAAGAAGAAGCAGAGCAAUUGGUUUCCUCACAACCCAAAAAAUGGGAUGGCAGGGUGAUAGAAGUGAAAGGAGGCCCCGAAUCAGUGAUAUGGGUGGUGCAGCUCUCUGAUCUCCAUUUCAGUGUCCAUCACCCUGAUAGAGCCCUUGACUUCAAGAAGAUCGUGGGUCCUGCUCUUCAAAUGGUUAACCCUUCUCUCGUACUCAUCACUGGUGAUCUCACAGAUGGGAAAAGCAAAGACCUGUUAAUAAUGAAACAAAAUGAAGUUGAGUGGCUAGAGUACAAAAAUGUAAUGGAAGAUGUUGUGAAGAGAAGUGGACUUGAUAAGAGCAUAUUCUAUGAUCUCAGAGGAAAUCAUGACAGUUUUGGAGUACCUGUUGUUGGCAGUUCAUUUGAUUUCUUUUCGAAGUACAGCAUUAAUGGGCAGUUAGAAAGAAGCAGAAAAGUCAACAGUGUUACAGUUGAGACUGGUGAGCGCAAACAUCUUUUUGUUGGGUUGGACACGACAAGUUCUGUUGGUUUACGAGGCCCCAUAAAUCUUUUUGGACAUCCCACUGACAAACUAUUAACUCAGAUAGAUUCUCAGCUAUCACAAUGGGAUUCUCAAUCAAAUAAAACUGUAACUAAGAUAACUUUUGGACAUUUUCCACUUUCAUUCUCUGCUUCCUCACAUUCUGGGAAGAGCCUGAAAGAUAUUUUUCUUAAUCAUUCCAUAUCAGCUUAUCUGUGUGGACAUCUUCAUACUAGGUUUGGUAAGAAUUUAAAACGACACCACCAGUCAAUGGCCAGUCAAAACUUUUUUUCCUCACAGAAGUUUUUCCAGUUAAAUAUGCAUCAAAGACCAUCUGGAACUACUAAAAACUGUUCAUUUGGAGCUCCACCAGCUGAGGAGUUCUGGGAGUGGGAGAUGGGUGACUGGAGGAAAAGUAGAGCCAUGCGGAUUAUAGCUAUUGACAGAGGUCAUGUUUCAUAUUUGGAUGUUGAUUUUAAGUCAGGAGCCAAAAAAACUAUUGUAUUGCCCACAUUUCCACUAGAUUCACGCUUCAUGUCAACAUCUUCAUGGCGUCAAAAGUAUGAAUGUCAACAUAUGGUCCCUUCAUCUUAUGAGACAGUCAGAGCUCUUGUUUUUUCUGUCUCUCCAAUUGUUUCUGCUGUGGCCAGGAUCUAUGAUGCAAGACCUGGAACUCUGGACAUUGUCAUGGAAACACCCAUGACGAAGGUGGUGGGAGAUAUGUCCAGAGGAGAUUUUUAUGCAGCUCCUUGGAAUCACAAAGCCUUUGAUGAUCCGUCUCCUGAUAGAUUUUGGCUGCAAAUAGAAGUGAUUGACAUAAAGGGAAGAUCAACUUUGACUGAACUAAGGCCAUUUUCAGUAAAUGGUUUAACUGCUAAGAUCUCAUGGACAUGGAAGGAAUUUUUUGUAAUGGGUUGUCAAUGGGCUGCCUUGUAUUACCCAAUAUUCUGGUCUGUUAUCUAUUUGUUGUUAUCUGUUCUGCUUAUUCCAAGAGUUCUUCUCGUAUUUUCAAAGAAGCAGUAUUCUUACAGGUCUUUUAGUGUUGAAAAAGGCUUCUUUAAUGGUGUAGCAUGGGUUUUACAAGACCUCUGCAGGAUUCCAAUUGCUUGGUUUGGUAUUUUAGGAUAUUUAAUCUACCUUUUGUUAUGUCCCUGGUUUAUCGGGCAAGUUUUCUCAGAUGGUGAAGAUAAGGGGUAUAUGACCUACAUGGGUUGGGUAGUGAGAUCAUCCAAUGACAACAAAAAACAUCAGUAUAUUGGAUCUCCAGAUGUAAUGGUUGUUGUCCUUCCCCAUCUCAUCUUUGUGGUUUUGCCUGCUACUUUGGUUGCUGGGGCAUUGGCUGCUGAAAGAGGUAUGUUCAAGGAAUAUUUUCUAUCACUUUCAGGGAAGAAAGAAGAUGAUGAUUCCAGUCAGAUGCAUACUCAGAUGCUUGAUAAACAAGGAGAUAAAAGACUGAAAUUAUAUGUUGGUCAUAGGUGGAUUCGGAAAGUUAUAUUGGUCGUUUGCUUGGGAAUCUAUUGGAAACAUCUGAUGGCUUGCAGAGCCCUUAUGAAAGCUUAUGAGAUGAACCCAUUGUUCCAUUUUCCGGGCUAUAGCCUUGCAAUUCCAUUGCUGUUGGCUUAUACUGCCUAUAAAACCAGGAGGAUUUAAUGAGUGGCAGUAUGAUAGCAUUGAGCUACAACAUCAAAUUAUUUAUAUGAUUUUGGAAAGCUGUUCCAAAAUGUGAAGAAGCUCGAUGACAUCAUUCAAUACAAACUUUGUUUCAAGUUAUCAGCAAGGGUGAAAUAUUACUGUUCUGGGCUAUCGUAUAGUGAAAUAAAUUCAAGUACAAAAAAACAAUUCCUUAACAUGAUUGUUGCUUAGCUGAACUGAAAGCAAUGCUGAGCCGAAAAAACAUAGAGUUCUAAUUUUUAUUGUAGUGGUGGGCUUGCAGCUAUAGAUGGUUUAGGUUGAAUGCACUGGAGUAUCUGCUCAAAUCUGAUAACUAGAAUGUGAGUAUGCAUUCUUGAGAAAAGAUUUAUAGUGACACUAUCUAUAGCAUUGUUGUAGUUGUGAGUAUGCAUUCUUGAGAAAAGAUUUAUAGUGACACUAUCUACAGCAUUGUUGUAGUUGUUUCUUUAUAUAUAUAUAUAUAUUAUGAGCACUUCUGUUUUCGUUUUAGUUCUUUAACAACAUUUUUGCCUUACUACGAUGAAGAGCCGAGGGUGGAAAUUGCUGUGGCCUUGAAUUAAUUCUCUUAACAACAGUGAGGAGCUGAUAUGGUGUUAUUGUUGCUGUUAACAACUGUCGAGAGAUCUACCUCAUGUUUUUUGCUCAGAAUUCAGAUUAUAGCAAUUUAUUUUUUUCUUUUUAAAAAUCACGGUAUAUUAAGCUUAUUGUGUAUUUGUCUUGGCCAUAUAUUGAAUUGCAGAAGAUUGCUGCCCAAGGAGACUCAAAAGCCGAAAAGAAAAUCGUUGCCAACUUGGAUGGACUAGUCUUCUUUGUCUGCUAGCUGAAGAAACUUGGUGGAGUCUUGUGUUACCUGCAAAUAAAAUGCAACAUCCCUAGUGCUUUUUCUUUUUCUGCCACAUGCACGCAACAGAACAAGUUGAGGGAUAUGUCUGCUUCUUCUUCUUUCUUCUUUUUCAAACUAGUUGACAGAUGCGUCUGAAGAAACUAGUUGCCACUGUAUAUCUGCUCUUCUGUAGGGACAUUUAGCUUUUACGAGGUUGUUUCUUAAAUUUCCUUGGUGAGUGGUUGUUGAAGCCAAGGAAAUGCUAUCCAAUAUCAUGAUUUGUUCCUUGAUAAAUGUCUCAGAGAAUGUUUGCUGCUUC
Manihot esculenta (cassava) is the source of this 3548-nucleotide messenger RNA. Its product is annotated as putative metallophosphoesterase At3g03305. Bases 145 to 2385 code for a protein of 746 amino acids. Lineage: Eukaryota; Viridiplantae; Streptophyta; Magnoliopsida; Malpighiales; Euphorbiaceae. The record is from RefSeq and is a predicted model, not a curated record. The transcript has 4 exons. Gene Ontology annotation, molecular function: hydrolase activity.